Messenger RNA from Ceratina calcarata, 456 nucleotides. RefSeq lists its product as uncharacterized. The record is from RefSeq and is a predicted model, not a curated record. The transcript is spliced from 3 exons. NCBI's taxonomy places the organism in Eukaryota, Metazoa, Arthropoda, Insecta, Hymenoptera, Apidae. The coding region runs from base 27 to 374 and encodes 115 amino acids.
AGUACUACAAGUUUAGCAUAGCAGUCAUGUCAGGGCUUGGACUUUGGCCACAUGGAAACAAGAAUAUCCGCCGAUUUAAGAACUUUGUGAUCAUCCUUAUAUUCUCAGUGUUUCUAAUCGUACAGUUCGUGUCGAUGAUAAGGCGUCAAUACACAGUGUCGGGGUAUAUAAAAUCCAUCUCACCUUUCGCAAUAUCACUGGCAUAUCUUUUUAAAUACCUGACAUUCUUAAGUAAUACGGGUUUGGGCUUGAAAAUAUUUCGUGAUGUCAGUUACGAUUGGGACACUGUUGAGAACGACGAGGAAUUUAGAAUUAUGACGAAAUACGCCUAUAGUGGUUACCGUUUUGGGAAAAUAUUUGCAUGUAAGGAGUAAACAGUAGAAUCUCAUUAGAUCAGAGCCCGUUCACAAAUUGAAGAGGUCGUAAUAAAAAUGACACUUGUCGAAGUUCAACGGA